Molecule: messenger RNA, 1647 nt
Organism: Aspergillus calidoustus
Lineage: Eukaryota; Fungi; Ascomycota; Eurotiomycetes; Eurotiales; Aspergillaceae
Source: the annotation of a GenBank genome assembly
AUGGAGAAAUCAGACAAGAAGCCAAAAUUAAUGGACAUGGACAGGGACAAUACCGUCCAGGAAAAACCACCGGGUAUCAACGUUGACCCUGUUGAGCAGGAUGGCAUCCGCGUACACCCCCAGCCAACCUCUGAUCCGCUGGACCCGCUGAAUUGGUCACGGUUGCAGAAGAAUGGGAUUCUGGGGAUUGUCAUGUUCAAAUACUUCCUCUUCACCUACCUAACAACAACAACCGUCCCCUCCUUCCCCGAGAUCCAAUCGCAAUUCGGCAUCAGCUACUCGCAGGUCAACUGGACCGUCGCGAUCCCGGCACUGGGCCUCUCCGUCGGACCCCUCGUCUGGUCCUCGCUGAGCGAUGUCUACGGACGGCGUAUUGUCUUCCUUGUCGGAACUCUCAUCGCCCUCGUUGCCACCAUCGGUGCUGCUGUUGCUGAUGGGUAUGCUGGGUAUAUGGCCGCGAGGUUCUUUCAGGGGUUUGGCGUUGCGCCAGCGAGUAGUGUUGGGAUGGCGGUCGUAAACGACCUCUUCUUCGACUACGAGCGCGGCGAGAAGCUGGGGCUAUGGGUUCUCGCUAUUGACUCAGGUCUCCUUCUCGGUCCAACCUUCGGCGGCUUCCUCAACCUCGUCAGCGCAGCCUGGAUCAACUGGUUCAAUGCCAUCCUCUUCGGCUCCCUGCUCAUCCUCGAGAUCUUCUUCAUGCCAGAGACGCUGUAUCCGCGGACGCUGAUGCUUGCGCGGAUGCCCAAGGGUGCUACGUCUACAGCGGCGUCUCCGUCGAGUACGGAUCUCGAGGGGCAAACUGAGAAGUCGGCACAUACACCUCCAGUUCCUAGCACUUCUCCCUCAGUCUCCGCAGAAGCAGAUUCCAGCAAUAUCCCCUCGAUUCCCCGCACAAAAUCCCUCCCUCUCUUCAACACGGCCCCAAUCCCCGGCCUCUCCCACGCACCCCUCUACACAACCCUAACCCGCUUCGUCUCAACAUUCACCCUCCCAAUAAUCCCCCUCGCCGUGUUGGGCUACUCCUUCCUGUGGUACUGGUGGGUGUUAUCCGUGAUAACCAUGAUCCCCGCCGCAUACCCAAGCUACACACCCCUAAUCCAAGGCCUGUUAUUCCUGGGAUUAUUCCUGGGGACGAUUCUCAGCGAGGUGUUUUGUUCGGGGAGACUGAGUGAUGCGAUUGUGAGGCGGCUUGCGAAACGGAAUGGCGGGGUGCGCGUUGCGGAGAUGAGGCUGCCGUUGGCGUUUCCGGCGAUUGUACUCACCGGCGUCGGGCUGGUGGUUUGGGGGGUUAGUGUGCAGAGGAAUUGGCAUUGGGUUACGGGCCAGGUGGGGUUGUUUCUGUUCGGCGCAGGAAUCCAAAUCGGCAACACAGUCACGAGCUCCUACAUCAUCGACAGCUACCCGCUCCAAUCAACAGCCGUGGUGAUCUUCUACGCGGUGUUCCUGAAUCUGUCUGCGUUUGUGAAUCCGUUCUUCAUAUCCCCCUGGCAAGCCUCCGCAGGGUGGACGUGGACGUUCACGGCCCAGGCGCUCAUCGUGUUUGUAGCGGGGACGGCGCUGUUUGCGGGGCUCUGGAAGUUCGGGGCGAGGCUGAGGGCGCGAGGGGGGAUGCCGGGGUGGGUGAAUCCGGAGUUUGAUUCGGCUUGA